AUGGGUUUUGCGAUAUCGUGGCCAACAAUGGGUAGAUUUACGAACAGUUAUUUGUUGGUGGUAGUUUUGUUCUUGUGUAGGACAAUAGUUUGUGACAGUCAGUGUCCAAAGUAUGCGGAGAAGCCGCUUGAGACGAGAGUGCAAGACGCCUCCAUAGUUUUUAGAGCUGUGGUCGUACAGACACAUUAUCAGAGUAAGACACUAGAUUUGGCCUUAGUGUCAAUAUACAGAGGAGGUGUAGAAUUGGCUUCUAUAAGCCAAUAUGCUGGUUCACCAUACAAUACUACAGAUAGACAGGUGAAUUUAAAAAUAAGUCCACAACUGGGUGACUGCUUCAAUUGGAGUAUGGCGCCUUCUCAGAGUGAGCUGGUGGUCUUCGCACGGAUCAGUGAUCCUGCAGUAGACUUGGAGACCACGCCACCAGAUGGGCCGUGGUUGGAGGCGACAGCUGCUGCUGUGCCAUGGAGCCUCGGCGUUGAUAUUGCUAUAUGGAACGCUGUUGGUUGGGCAGGGUGGGGAGAGUGGGGGGCUUGCAGUAGGACCUGUGGAGUGGGGAGACAAACCAGGAGGAGAUACUGCUCGAAACCCACCUGCGAAGGGUAUGGGGAACAGGGAAGGGCUUGCAACUCUUUUGACUGUGAAGGUACAAUAAACCCGCUGGCGCCGGGCGCUAGGCGUAAUUUCCACCCAGCGCAAGCGAGGUGGGGACCUGUAUCAGAUCGACCACAUGCCUUCAGCCUGAGGCCGAAUUCCUACAUUUGGAUCGCAUCAUCAGAGCUGUUUUCUGCUGGGAAAACGUUCCCUAGAGAAUUCACAUUGUUCAUCUCAUUGAGGUUACGGCCGGAGAGCGGCGGUUAUGGCCAAGGGACGCUGUUCUCCUUGCGGUCACGAAGACGCACAGGAUCCUUCCUCUCCCUGGAGCUAGCUGGUAGAGGAGCAGCCAGACUGGUGCAUGCUGGUUCAGGGUCAUCACGCUCCAUAUACUUAGCUGUACCUUUGUAUGACUUUCGCUGGCAUCAUAUUGCUAUCAGUGUUCAUGAUGACAACACAGUUCGCGCUUAUGUCGACUGCCGCUGGCUUCGGACCGACGUCCUCGAGAAGGAUGCUCUCGACACGCCCAGGGAUGCUGAUCUCAUUAUAGGAUAUCUUUUCUCUGGCGAUCUAGAGCAGCUGGUUUUGGUGCCAAAAGCCGGCCAAGCACAGAAACAGUGUUCCAGCCAAGUUGUCGGCAUCUCCACGCCUUAUGUCACACACGAGACGUAA
Molecule: messenger RNA, 1263 nt
Organism: Spodoptera littoralis (African cotton leafworm)
Lineage: Eukaryota; Metazoa; Arthropoda; Insecta; Lepidoptera; Noctuidae
Source: the annotation of a GenBank genome assembly